CCGCCCCACCGUCCGGCUCUCCUCGGGCUGCGCCGGAGCCGCGGGGACUCUGUGGGGAGCAUGGGUGCCCACCCGCGCCGAGCCGGGGUCCCGCGGCUCCCGCCGCUGCUGCUGCUGCUGCUGCUGGUGUUGCUGCCGCCAGGGGCCCUGGCCUCCGAGGCUGAGCACCGCCUAUUUGAGCGGCUGUUUGAGGAUUACAACGAGAUCAUCCGGCCUGUGGCCAACGUAUCGGAGCCGGUCAUCAUCCAGUUUGAGGUGUCCAUGUCUCAGCUGGUGAAGGUGGACGAAGUAAACCAGAUCAUGGAGACCAACCUGUGGCUGAAGCAAAUCUGGAACGACUACAAGCUGAAGUGGAACCCCGCGGACUACGAUGGGGCGGAGUUCAUGCGCGUCCCCGCGCAGAAGAUCUGGAAGCCAGACAUCGUGCUGUACAACAAUGCUGUCGGGGACUUCCAGGUGGAUGACAAGACCAAAGCUCUCCUCAAGUACACGGGGGAGGUGACUUGGAUUCCUCCCGCCAUCUUUAAGAGCUCGUGCAAGAUCGACGUGACCUACUUUCCAUUUGAUUACCAAAACUGCACCAUGAAGUUUGGCUCCUGGUCCUACGACAAGGCCAAAAUCGACCUGGUCCUCAUCGGCUCCUCCAUGAACCUCAAGGACUACUGGGAGAGCGGCGAGUGGGCCAUCAUCAAGGCCCCCGGCUACAAGCACGACAUCAAGUACAACUGCUGCGAGGAGAUCUACCCCGACAUCACGUACUCGCUCUAUAUCCGCCGCCUGCCGCUCUUCUACACCAUCAACCUCAUCAUCCCCUGCCUGCUCAUCUCCUUCCUCACCGUGCUCGUCUUCUACCUGCCGUCCGACUGCGGCGAGAAGGUGACGCUCUGCAUCUCCGUGCUGCUGUCCCUAACCGUGUUUCUCCUGGUCAUCACCGAGACCAUCCCCUCCACCUCGCUGGUCAUCCCACUCAUCGGCGAGUACCUGCUCUUCACCAUGAUCUUCGUCACGCUGUCCAUCGUCAUCACGGUCUUCGUGCUCAACGUGCAUUACAGAACCCCGACCACGCACACGAUGCCCACGUGGGUGAAGACCAUCUUCCUGCACUUGCUUCCCAGGGUCAUGUUCAUGACCCGGCCGGCGGGCAGCGACGGCCACGCCCAGAAGCCCAGGCCCUCGUACCACGCGGAGCUCUCCACCCUGAACUGCUUCCGCCGCGCCGAGACCAGAGGCUGCAAGGAAGGCUGCGCCUGCCAGGACGGCACGUGCAGCCACUGCCGCCACCGCAGGAUAAAAAUCUCCAACUUCAGCGCCAACCUCCCCAGGAGCUCCAGUUCUGAGUCCAUCAGUGCCGCACUAUCCCUCUCGGCCCUGUCACCGGAAAUCAAAGAAGCCAUCCAGAGCGUCAAGUAUAUCGCCGAGAACAUGAAAGCACAAAAUGACGCCAAAGAGAUCCAGGACGACUGGAAGUAUGUUGCCAUGGUCAUCGACCGCAUUUUUCUGUGGGUUUUCAUCCUGGUAUGCAUUCUGGGCACGGCAGGGCUGUUUCUGCAACCCCUGCUGGCCAGAGACGACGCCUGA
This is a messenger RNA of Nyctereutes procyonoides (raccoon dog), 1578 nucleotides long. RefSeq names its product cholinergic receptor nicotinic alpha 3 subunit (gene CHRNA3). Lineage: Eukaryota; Metazoa; Chordata; Mammalia; Carnivora; Canidae. Gene Ontology annotation, molecular function: transmembrane signaling receptor activity; acetylcholine-gated monoatomic cation-selective channel activity. Gene Ontology annotation, cellular component: synapse; postsynaptic membrane; neuron projection. The record is from RefSeq and is a predicted model, not a curated record. Bases 61 to 1578 code for a protein of 505 amino acids. Gene Ontology annotation, biological process: nervous system process; signal transduction; monoatomic ion transmembrane transport. The transcript has 6 exons.